AUGGAUAAAGAGCUGUGUGAUUUCCUCUCUAGCAUGCAGAGUCGGCUAUUUGAGUUUUAUAAGGAGGGGAAGUUGACCAAUGUUACAUGGAUUGUUGGUGCAGAGGGCGGUGAAGAGGAAUACAUAGAUGCACAUUCCUCAAUUUGUGCUCUGUCUACCCGUCUCAAGGAGUUGAUGUUGGCUCAUUCAAAAGGCCAAAUGAGAGUUCGAAUUAGAAUCCCACCGUCCCUUACGUCAUCUCCCUCUGAUCUCCGAAGCCUGCUGCACCUGGCAUAUACAGGAAGCUUUGAAGAAGACCGUUCACUAGACGAAUAUUUCCGCCUAUGUGAUUUAUUUGAUAUGCCACUUGGAAUCGAUGCUUGCUUACGUGCAUUAAACAACCUCUUAACUGAGUUACUAUUUCGUUCGAAAGUUGAUAAUGAAACGCAAAAUAGCUUAAGAGAUUACUUUGCUCUUUCCAUUGAUAAUUCCAAUAUGAAAUCAGUUCGCCGAGCUAUGCUGGACUUCUUCAGAAUGUAUCCCCUCAUUUUUGAUACCGAGUUAUGUCUUUCAAAAGUGCCCUUUGAAUGGGUCAUGGAACUUCUUAAGAGAGGCCAGCUCUGGAUGCGACACCCUGACGGAUUCGUCUACUUUGGUGAAAAAUAUAUGAGUGAAGUGACCCAGUUCGUUGAGCGUCUAUGCGCGGCUCACACCGUAGACCUUAUCGAAGUCAAGGUCGCUACAACCGACUCAAUGUUUGCUCCUCUUCAUGUUUCAAACUCGAUAUCCCCCUCCUUUGGCUACCAUAGCAUGUAUGCCGCCAACUACAACUACUCCGAAUUUGAAGGGGAGUAUCAGACGCACGACAACUACCCACCAAAUGAAUGGAAGAUCGGGGCACUCACUGGCCACAUCACAAAAGACUGGGACGGGCGACGCGUACUAGCAGGGCUUGAUGUCACCUACCGGAAUUUACAGACAGGAGUAGAAGAGACCGUGGAAUGGGGACGCCACAACGAAGAGUACUACACAGUACAGAAGGUCUUCGUCCCCGAAGACGACGUUAUAACCGGUUUUGAGAUCAACCACGGGUGGCUCAUUGAUCACAUAACCUUCACGACACGUAGAGGUGUGCGCCUCGACCAAUUGGGCAGCUCCGACGGUGGAAAUAGAACAGUCUUCGACGUCAGCAGCUUUUCGAGCGGGGUUAUGCACGAAUGGACUGAUAGCCGUCGGACCGAGAACAAAUCCGACGAUGUGAUCGUGUCGUUGCACGGGAUUUCGUACAAGGAGAUUUCAUCACAUGGGCAAAUCUUGUGGAAUCAGGUUGUAUUUCACUUUGCCAGCGUCGACAGAUCACUCGUUGAAACCCUGAAUCCGGAAUGGGGGUCAGCCGUCCAUCAAAUGCUCCAGGGCAAACAAAUUCUGCUCUGA
Messenger RNA from Echinococcus granulosus, 1413 nucleotides. RefSeq lists its product as hypothetical. The record is from RefSeq and is a predicted model, not a curated record. Gene Ontology annotation, molecular function: protein binding. The coding region runs from base 1 to 1413 and encodes 470 amino acids. Lineage: Eukaryota; Metazoa; Platyhelminthes; Cestoda; Cyclophyllidea; Taeniidae. The transcript is spliced from 7 exons.